AAUUUUUUAGCGAGCAGCGACAACUCUACAGUAUUUGGUAGCCCUGCCCGAGCUUGCCAUAUGAAUUGGCGCAAUUUUGGCAAACAAAACUAAACAAAAUAAAAAUAGUCUAGCAACAAGCAAGGUAAAUGGCUGAUUCAAGACCAAGCUAAUAAAAAGACUGGAAGUGUCCCUUACACGCCAUCGGAAAACAUCAGUAUCAGGGCGAUGAGAGCUAAUUUUCCCUGUUGAAUUUUGCAGCUGCAGCUACUAAGGCUACAAAAAUGACGACAACGACGCCGACACUACAGACGCGCAUGGCGCUAGCUGAAAUUCCCGAUCGUCUGGAAGCGCUCCGUGUUGCGAAUACACCAACAAAUGCCAACCGCCGCACUCCCGAUGAACCCACACCGGCAGCCACAGCUAACACGCCUAAUGGUGGCGGUGGUGGCGGGGGCCUGGGAUUGCGUGUGGACAAUGAUUUGAAUGUGGCGCAGGCACAGGAUUUUAGCUUCUCGCCACUGCCCUCACCAGACGAGCUUAUUAUACGGCAACGUGGACGUCGUCGUUUCACAACGACUUUCUCACCGGACAAAGUGAAUGGCGGCGUCAGCGGCAGCGGCAGUGCAGUACGCAGUCCCUUUCAACGUACGCCCACGAAAAAUCUACAGUUAACAAGCGGCAUGAUAUUGCGCAGCUCACCACGCAAACGACUGACCAUGGGCAGCACACCACCCGAACCAAUGCCAAUGGAAACGUAUUCACCCAUCAAAUUGACCGGCACAAAACAACAACUAUGGCCAGGUACGCCGAUAGUGAAAAAACUAAAAAUGGAUGAUCGUCCCGUGGCGCAAACGAACAGCGAGGUGGCACUGCCUGCGCUACUGCAGGGCCUCUCCCAGCAACAACUUAUUGACUUGAUAAUGUGCAAUAUAAAACAGGAGACGGCGACGGAUACACAAAGCGCCGAGGAGAAAAUACGCGCUCAGCUGCCCACACCAGACAUUACUUUACUGGAGCAAGAGCUGCAUUAUGCCAAAAGGCUGAUUUUCAAAUCUCUGCCCACGUCGCGACUUUGCAAGAAAACAGAUGCCGCUGCUUACUCAAAGGCAGCCAUACAUCUCAAUGAGUUUAAGCGAGUACUGCAAACGCAGGCGAAGCGUCUGCACGACUCUACACACUGGGAUGCACUGGUGGACUAUGUCAGCAUGGCAUGGCAAUGUGUGGCGAGCACGCCCAACUGGGAGAGCAAUUCACACAAUGCGGUGCGAAGACAGUGCUUCAAGCUGCUGGCGUGCUCCUGUUAUGCGGCCAUCAAACAUGGCGGCAUGCGGCUGGGUCAAACAAGACUGGAGACUUUGGAACGUAAUUUGCGUGAGUGGUCCAAGGACUACGAGGACGUGCUGUCCUGUGUGAAUGCAUUGCAGCGUACGCUUAACAGCCGCACCAGCUUAUAAAGCCAAGAGAGGUGGUAGACUUCAAAUAAUUUUAAGGCCGACUUGCUGAACUCGAGGUUUAGUGGACCGUUUAGAUUUAGGUAUGCAACCCCAACUAGUUAUUAAGAAAUGAUAUUUGCCAUUCAAGCAUAGGCAUUUCAAGCAACUCAUAUCUUGAAUGCAUUGUUUUUUAAAAUUUGUUCAUAUUAUGUGUUGUUUUUCCUAUUUGUAUUGUGUGCACGACACAUCAGAUUACGAUUUUGUUAUACACACAACACAGCAUC
Molecule: messenger RNA, 1699 nt
Organism: Drosophila novamexicana
Lineage: Eukaryota; Metazoa; Arthropoda; Insecta; Diptera; Drosophilidae
Exons: 2
Coding region: 264-1436 (390 amino acids)
Biological process (GO): proteasome localization; nuclear protein quality control by the ubiquitin-proteasome system
Cellular component (GO): nucleus
Source: RefSeq, a predicted model, not a curated record